This is a messenger RNA of Drosophila serrata, 1722 nucleotides long. Its product is annotated as reticulocalbin-2. The record is from RefSeq and is a predicted model, not a curated record. Gene Ontology annotation, cellular component: endoplasmic reticulum. NCBI's taxonomy places the organism in Eukaryota, Metazoa, Arthropoda, Insecta, Diptera, Drosophilidae. Gene Ontology annotation, molecular function: calcium ion binding.
UUUUUUAGAGACUGGCCGGGCGGUCAUACAGAACGCGUAAAUAAAAUUAAACAUAGUGUAAAAUUAAAUAAUAUUGAAGAGUCUUCUGAAUUAAAUCAACUAAAUACAAAACAAACCUAACACUCAGAGAAAGCUCAAUUGGAAUAAUUGGUGAAGUGAUAGAAUCAAAGGAGUAGUCAGCGGAGCCAACAGCUGUCGGAGUCUGCUGCGCCGCCGCCUGGCUAAAGGUGAACCGAGUUCAUUGGGUUUUUCGGCUAUUACGUGUGCGACCCCACAGCCCGCUCCCUGCCAGCGUUUCCUUCGCCACUCGAGAGUGCUUGUGUGUGUGUAUGUGAGAUCUUGAGAAGAGGCUGCGCCUCUGCCAACAAAAUAAAAACGAGAAAACAGAAAGAAACCGGAGGGAACGGAACACGCACGCCGCUCGGCAUAAUUAAUAAAAAAAAGAAUGACCAGAAAUCUGCCGCUCAUCCCACUGGCGCUGUGCGCCAUCGCCUUCCUGGCCGCCGUGGGACCCAUGCCCGCCUUCGGAGCAGUAGCCACGCACAAGCACGAGAAGCAUCUGAGCAAGGAGCGGGUAAAGGACGGCAUCUAUGCCCCCCGGGAUGCUCAUCAUCACGGCGAGGAUGGCGAGCACAAUGUAGAGUUUGACCACGAGGCCAUUAUUGGCAAUACCAAGGAGGCCCAGGAAUUCGACACACUUUCACCCGAGGAAUCGAAGAGGCGUCUGCUGAUAUUGGUCAAGAUGAUGGAUCUGAAUAAGGACGAAUUUAUUGACCGGCACGAGCUGAAAGCCUGGAUAUUAAGGUCUUUUAAAAAACUCUCCGAAGAGGAAGCUGCUGAUAGGUUUGAGGAGAUAGAUCAGGACCAAGAUGAGAAGAUAACGUGGAAGGAGUACCUGCAGGAUACCUAUGCCAUGGAGGAUGAAGACUUUAAGAAAGAGACCAUUGACUUUGACUCCUACGAGGAUGAGCAGAAGAUGAUCCAGCAGGACAAGGAGAUGUUCAAUGCUGCCGAUGCGAAUAAGGAUGGCAGUUUGUCGCUCGAUGAAUAUGUUUUCUUUCAAAAUCCCGAAGAGCAUCCAGUGAUGCUCCCCAUUCUGCUGGAGCACACAAUGCAGGACAAGGAUUUGGAUCACGAUGGCAAGAUAAGCUUCCAGGAGUUUGCCGGCGAAUCUGCUUCGCAGCACGACAAGGAGUGGCUUAUCACGGAGAAGGAGCGAUUCGAUAAGGAUCACGAUACCAACGGUGAUGGCGUCCUCACUGGCGACGAGGUCCUAUCUUGGAUUGUGCCCAGCAAUACGGCUAUUGCCACUGAUGAGGUAGACCAUCUGUUUAUCUCCACCGACGAGGAUCACGACGAUCGGCUAUCCUACCUCGAAAUACUCAACAACUAUGAUACCUUUGUGGGCAGUGAGGCCACCGACUAUGGGGACCACUUGCAAAACAUUAACCAUCUGUCCGAUGAGCUGUAAAGCGAUUGCCAUCCUACUGCUAUAGUGAACCUGUGCUUAGUAUUUCAUUUACAAUAUUUUACGAAUGUAGUUAGUAAAUUUAUGUUUUAUUUAUGUUUCAUUUAAGUGACAAGUUUGCAAAAAUCCAUAUCGCAAUAUUGUUUUGAGCGUUACUUGCGCUUUCAUCUUCACGUUUUGUUAAUUUAAUUUAUAUAUAGACACCAAAAAUAAUCUACAAAAUCAUAAUAAUGUAAUAAAUCAUUUUCACUAAA